This is a messenger RNA of Plutella xylostella (diamondback moth), 2061 nucleotides long. It is a transcript of the gene Cda4, whose product is annotated as chitin deacetylase Cda4. Gene Ontology annotation, molecular function: chitin binding. NCBI's taxonomy places the organism in Eukaryota, Metazoa, Arthropoda, Insecta, Lepidoptera, Plutellidae. Gene Ontology annotation, cellular component: extracellular region. The record is from RefSeq and is a predicted model, not a curated record. Gene Ontology annotation, biological process: carbohydrate metabolic process.
UCGGCGGGGGCUGGCGGCGCGUGCGCAACACACAGCCACAGUCCGCGGCCGGCAGUGAAAGGUGCCAUGUCGCGAUCCACCAGUACCAACCACGCGCGGAGCACUAUGGCCGGCUUACCUGUCAUACUCUUCGUCUUCUGUGCCAUUUCUACUCAGGUGAACAGCCAGGCGCAAAAAGAUAAAGAUGGCGUCGAGUUCGUCUGUCCCGAAGGAACCACUGGUAACGGGAACUUCGCCGACCCCGCCACCUGCCGACGGUUCUACCAGUGCGUGGACGGCUACCCGUACAUGAACCGGUGUCCUUCGGGCCUGUACUUCGAUGACAUCAGCAAGUUCUGCACAUUCAAGGCGGAGGCCCGAUGCGGUCCCAUCGCCACCACCCCAGCGCCAAUCACGGAGACCCCCGUGGACCUGGCCAAGCGGUGCGAGCCGGCGGAGUGCCAGCUGCCCUACUGCUUCUGCUCCAAGGACGGCACCAUCAUACCUGGCGGGCUGGACCCUGAGGAUACGCCGCAAAUGAUCCUGCUCACAUUCGACGGAGCUGUUAAUUUGAACAACUUCGAGUUGUACAAGAAAGUUUUCAACGGCAAGAUAAAGAACCCCAACGGAUGUCCCAUCCGAGGGACUUUCUUCCUCUCCCAUGAAUACAGUAACUACGCUAUGGUACAAGCUUUGGCGCACGAUGGUCAUGAGAUUGCCACAGGAACGAUCUCCAUGCAGCAAGGCCUGCAAGACAAGGGCUACGAGGAGUGGGCGGGCGAGAUGAUCGGAAUGCGUGAGGUCCUCCGGCGGUUCGCUAACGUGUCGAGAGCGGAGGUGGUCGGCGCGCGCGCCCCGUUCCUCAAGCCGGGGAGAAACACGCAGUUCAAGGUGCUAGAAGACUACGGCUACAUCUACGACAGUUCAGUCGGCGUCCCGCCGCUGCCGAUCCCGGUGUGGCCGUACACGCUCGACUACAAGAUCCCGCACGAGUGCAAGGUCGACACUUGCCCCACCAAGACUUUCCCGGGUCUCUGGGAGGUGCCAUUCAACGCUCACUUCAUCGAGUCAUAUGAGGGUGGCCACUGCCCCUACCUGGACCAGUGCGUGCUGCACCAUCACGACUCUGACGACGUGCUAGAAUGGCUGCAAGAAGACUUCAACCGUUACUACGAACAGAACCGCGCUCCCUACAUGAUGCCGUUCCACACCAACUGGUUCCAGAUCAAGCCGCUCGAGCAGGGCCUGCACAAGUUCCUCAACUGGGCCGCUAGCCAGCCCGACGUAUGGUUCGUGACGAUCACACAAGCGCUCACCUGGAUGACGGACCCCCGGCCCGCCAAGAACCUGGUGACCUUCGAGCCGUGGAAGUGCGACGUCAAGGCCUUCCCCGCCGCACCCUGUAAUCUGCCCAACAAGUGUGCCCUGUCCUUUAAGAACCCGACAGCUAAUUUUACUGACACGCGGUAUAUGGAGACGUGUAGCGAGUGCCCUAACCAAUAUCCGUGGCUCGGCGACUCUGGCGGCUCGGGCAUUCCCGGGAAGGACAACUACAUACCUGACAAUCUCAGGAAAUAGAACAAAUUAAAUGCUCCCACAGUAUCUACUCGCUGCAACUCCACUAUUUAAUUAUUUUUUUCCAACUAGCAACCCUGCGAAAUGCCUGCAUACUGGCUGGCUAGCAUUUUGUCCGUCGAUGGCUGAAAAAGAAACUUGACUUUCGAAUUUUAAACAUUGGAAUUCUAUCUGUAACGGUUUUACUGUCGUAUUGUUUAUUCGAAGUAUUUUUACUGUUGGGUUGUACGAGGGUUGUAAUUAAAUUAAUAAAAUGUACUUAAACGGAAUUAAAUGUAAUACUCAUUUGAUUUAAGUGGACUGCGGCUAUUGUACAUAGCAUUGUCUAGUCGUCAAUCGUAAGAUGAUUAAGAUAAUGUUUAGUUUUAAGUCUUUGUUAAUACAGACACUGUAAAAUAAGUCACAAACUAUUAUGUAUACGUAAGAAAUUCCCAAUUUACAUGCAAAUAUUUCCCAGAAAUCAUUUUUGCUACAGAUACAGUAAAUAAAUAACUUGUUUCACACUUA